This is a messenger RNA of Mycotypha africana, 299 nucleotides long. RefSeq lists its product as uncharacterized. The transcript has a single exon. Bases 57 to 215 code for a protein of 52 amino acids. The record is from RefSeq and is a predicted model, not a curated record. Lineage: Eukaryota; Fungi; Mucoromycota; Mucoromycetes; Mucorales; Mycotyphaceae.
AAAAAAAAAAAAAAAAAAAAAAAAAAAAAAAAAAAAAGGAAAAAAGAAAAUCUACCAUGGAGUACUGUGUACUCUCUAUUAUUUAUUUCUUUCACAUAUACAUAUCUCCUAUUACAUUAUUCUAUUCCAUUCGUCUUAUUUCAACAUUACUUUUAUUACACCCCAAAAUCAUGUAUACCUCUUUUCUAAGCUAUUUAUUAUUCAUAAACCUUUAGUUUUAGAAUUGUUAGUAAACACUUGUAUAUAAGUGAUUGCUUUUUUCUUUUCACAGCUUUUGUCUUUUCUUUUUUUUUUUUUUU